Molecule: messenger RNA, 942 nt
Organism: Lodderomyces orthopsilosis Co 90-125
Lineage: Eukaryota; Fungi; Ascomycota; Pichiomycetes; Serinales; Debaryomycetaceae
Exons: 1
Coding region: 1-942 (313 amino acids)
Source: RefSeq, a predicted model, not a curated record
AUGGUUAAAGUGAUAACUACAAAGUCAGCCGUUCAAAGUGACCCCAAUGAUGAUCAUUACACUAAAAUAGUCACAUUCACAGAUGAAGAGGAGACAGACGUGUAUAUACCAUUUCCAUUGGAGAAAACCACUACAUCAUCGUUACAGAAAAGUCAGUCACAUCAGUCACACCAGUUACGUCAACUGCCGCUAGCACUGAAAGAAUUGCUUUUACAAUCAUCGCCAACAUCAGUAAAGACAACCCCGCGUUCUAAUUCAACAAAGGCUCUACAUCACGAUGCGUUGUUGUUGGAGCAACAGUUCCUUGAUAGCAAAACUAACUCUCUGAACUGGUCUAUGCCAUCUUCAUUAUCCACUGCAAACACUUUCACCACGCCAAGCCCGUCUUUAGGUGCAACUGAACAAGAAUUCAAAAAUGAUGCAACAAUGACAAAUUUGGGGAAAGAAAUUGUUAAGCUAUUGCAGGAAUCAGGAUUAGUUAAGAAAGAUCCACCACAAUCGAGCGAAUCAGCAAGUACAAGAAAAAGAAGGCGAGAUGAUGAUGAAAAAGAGGAUUCUGAGUACUCAGAGUCAAGGAUAUAUAAUUGUGAACUUGAAUUUGAUAUAACAACAGGAGAUAAAGUAGAUAAUCUUGAUGACUCAAAUAGCGAAGAUGCCCCAGUUGAAGACCCACAGGAAGUUUCCGCCAAUCGCAAAGAUUUCACAGUGACUCUACAACUCAUCUAUGUAUUCAAAUCAGAGAUUGAUUUAGCCAAUAUACCAAUAAACAUAUACAUUACUAAAUCAGAGUUGAUCAGGUACUUGAUGGACAGGUUGGUGCUUCGACGGAAUGAAGUUGCAACAGAUUUCUACUCGAUACAAUCCAAAAUUAAGAAACUAUUGGAUUUGAUUUGUGUACGAUGUUGGAUCAAUGGAUACGAGUUGGAUAUUCGGAAAGAGUAA